GAUGGCGCCCAAAGUUGACUGUAUUUCCUUGAAGGCAUAUGUAGUUCUUAGGAGUCUUAUUCGCCAAUUUAUGGCCAUGCCCAUUCGGUCUUGAGGAUAAUGUCUUAGACGUUUAUUUUGGUGAACUAGCAAAAGAUAUUGCGUAUCACUAUGAGGUUAAACGAACGUUGUGUUGCUGAGUUUUCUACUUCCUCAGCUCCAAUCGACAAAGAAGGCUUUCUCAAUAAGAAGGGCGAAGUAAAUCGAGGAUAUCAGCGACGUUGGUUUAUUUUAAAGGGAAAUCUUUUGUAUUAUUUUGAGAAGAGAUCUGACAAAGAGCCCAUCGGAGUGAUUGUGUUGGAUAAUUGUCACGUUGAGUUAGCAGAAAGUGGAGAACCAUACGCAUUUCAGAUAACUUUUGGCGGAGAUGGGUCCAGGACUUAUAUUCUUGGUGCUGAUACACCGAAAGAAAUGGAAUCUUGGAUGAGAGCGAUCACUCAUUCGAAUUAUGAGUACUUGAGAAUGAUGGUAGAGUCCUUUGAAAGCACGUUAGCAAAAUUAACUUCGGAUGACCUAGUUAGUUCGAGCUCAAGUGACGGUUCAAAUAUUUCCAGAGCCUCAGGCCUUACUGUGGUAAAUACUGAAGGACAAAGGUCGAACGCUGAUCCAACUUUUGAGAUUCCUAGUUCGAUUGGGAAAGAAAAGCUUGGUGUUGAGUACAGAGAUGGGCUGGAUGAUAUUAAACUUAAAAAGAAGCUGGAUGUUCCUGUUUCUUCUUCAGAAAUUGGCCGCAGUGACAUCUCUGGUGAUGCUAUUGUCAAUAGAUCCGGAUCAAUAGUUGGUAAUCUGAUCAAUCUUGAUGACGAUGAUGAUGAUCAGAUUCCAAUUCAGAAUGAGUUUGCACUUGACGAGGGCUUUUAUUCAUUCCAUAAACACUCCACUCAGCUGAUGCCAUUAAGCUAUUCAGACCUGGAGCGCCUAGAGGAUAUGCACAAUGAUGAUUUGUUAUGUAGAUUGUCAGGAAAUAUGCCCUCCAGAAGUAGAGAUGACUCUGAUUUGAUUAGAAGGGUUAAACGUGAAGAAUUGUCCCGACAACAGAGACCCAAAUCUGAACGUAGGAGAAAUAAUAUUGGCACCAUGUAUCACAAUAUUGAAACUAAAGAAAGUUUGGAAAGGGAAAAAUCUAGAUCCCUGCCUAGAUCUGGAAAUCAAGUAGAUGAUACAGGUUAUCAUCCAGAGCAUGGAAGUGUCUUCAAAUUUCUGCAUGAACAUUACAGUGCAUCAAUCUGGGUGAAAUGUAAGGAAUUAUGGGGACAAGAUAAUGUCAGACCACCAGUGCAGCAAUGAAGAUGAAAAGUCAAUAUCUUAGUAAUAAGCAUUAUGGUUGGAUAACAAUCAAAUUAAGAAGAGAUUGUAAUAAAAAAUCAUAAUCCAGAAAGAUAAAGUUGAACCAAUAUGAAAUUUCUAGAGAUACACAUUUGAAUCCUGGUGAUUGCAUUUUUUUGUCAAUAAGACAUUCUUGUCCUUGAACAAACUUUCCCAUUACUGUGAGGAAAAUUUUCACAGAGAUGAAUAUUGAUAUUUUUUUAAAGAAAAAGGUGGCAUUAUACCUAGAGUAAGAUAGAAUUUAUGAAAGCUCAGUGCUACCAAAUAAUCCAUAAAAAUAUGUUCUUACCAAUUUUUGUAACUACACUUAAUUGAGAUAUUCAUUGUAAAGGAAAUUACUACUUUAAUGACAAUGAGUAAAUAUCUUUUAAAAAGCAAUUUCGUUUCAGUCGGGUUCUUUGAGUCUUGGAUCUUAUACUUCCUUUGAGAUAAUAUUCUCUACCUAUUUAACUUUGACUAAGCUUGAUGAUAGAAUAAUUUUAGAAGGUUAUGCUCAAAUUUAAUUUUUUUUGAGUAUCAAUGUUAGUACAUUUCCAUACAUUGUGAACUUGUUAUCUUGUUAACCCUCUAGCUCCCUGUUUCAGCAAUCUGUGCUAUUUUUGAAGGGCUGAAAGUAUAAUACAUAUUAAGGGUGCAGAGCACCAUAUAUUUUAGUAGGGGGGGGCAAUCAGUCAUGAAGCCUAGUGAUUGUAAGAAAGUAGAAUGUGUAAGUGAAGAAGAUUAAUUUUCUACUUUUAGCUGUGUUCUUUGAAUAAAAAAUUACAGGUACCAGAGGCAAAAUUAAA
This is a messenger RNA of Pocillopora verrucosa, 2150 nucleotides long. RefSeq lists its product as uncharacterized. Lineage: Eukaryota; Metazoa; Cnidaria; Anthozoa; Scleractinia; Pocilloporidae. The record is from RefSeq and is a predicted model, not a curated record. Gene Ontology annotation, biological process: retrograde transport, endosome to Golgi; receptor recycling; endosome organization. Gene Ontology annotation, cellular component: early endosome; recycling endosome; trans-Golgi network.